UUCUUCUACUUCAACCACGCUAUCAUCUACACCUCUCACCAAGACACCCACACCUUUUCUACCACCCACCUACAAUACACUCAAUAAAUCACCCCCCUAAAAAACAAAGAUGUCCCGCCAUCACCCCGACCUCGUCAUGUGCCGCAAACAACCCGGCAUCUCCAUCGGCCGCCUGUGCGACAAAUGCGACGGCAAAUGCCCCGUGUGCGAUUCCUACGUGCGCCCCACCACCCUCGUCCGUAUCUGCGACGAGUGCUCCUUCGGCAACUAUCAGAAUAAGUGCAUCGUGUGCGGCGGGGAGGGCAUCAGCGAUGCCUUUUACUGCUUUGAGUGUACCCGGCUGGAGAAGGAUCGGGACGGGUGUCCGAAGAUUAUCAAUUUGGGGAGUUCGAGGACGGAUCUGUUUUAUCAGAAGAAGAGUUUUCGGAAUCAUUGACCUUGAUCUUCUUUCUUUGUUUCUUUCUUUCUAUCUACUUUACUUUGUUUGUGUGAUCCUGGGGGGUUAUGUGGAAGUGUCGACAGGAUAUAUUCAGGCAGACUUCUAUGCUAUAUGCUAUGCUACUACCACUGGUCUAAUCGAUUCCAGACCCUUUACCGGCCCGGUCUUCUCGGUCGCGCGAAUCCCCGGUUGAUGCCGUCGUUGCGAGCCGGGUGCACUUCCUCGUGCAGUCUCUCCUCGCUGAUCUCGUCGGGCGACGACGCUUCGAUCUACAGUCAUUAGAUGGAUUCGGAACGCGAGAGGAUCAAUCCAGACAUACCUUCUUCGAAAUGUUGAGCCCCUGCUGCUGGGCCAGGUGCAGCGCAGACAUCCGGGAGCUGGCGUACAGCAUGCGCUGCUUGAUCGACGACCCGGACGGACAGGUGUACACGAAGAUGACGACGUCCGA
Molecule: messenger RNA, 887 nt
Organism: Aspergillus campestris IBT 28561
Lineage: Eukaryota; Fungi; Ascomycota; Eurotiomycetes; Eurotiales; Aspergillaceae
Product: PHF5 family protein
Exons: 1
Coding region: 110-436 (108 amino acids)
Biological process (GO): mRNA splicing, via spliceosome
Cellular component (GO): catalytic step 2 spliceosome; precatalytic spliceosome; U2 snRNP
Source: RefSeq, a predicted model, not a curated record